Messenger RNA from Hermetia illucens (black soldier fly), 442 nucleotides. RefSeq names its product cecropin-like peptide 1. Lineage: Eukaryota; Metazoa; Arthropoda; Insecta; Diptera; Stratiomyidae. The record is from RefSeq and is a predicted model, not a curated record. The transcript is spliced from 2 exons. Bases 57 to 422 code for a protein of 121 amino acids.
AAUUCGUCUUUGGAUAUCUGCCUUCAAUUGAAUCCGAAUCAAUUCAAAUAAACAAAAUGACCAUUGCAAAGCUAUUUCUCACCUUCGCUGCUUUCACUGUUUUGUUCACUAAUCAAAGUGAAGCUGAUCAGUCCAAGGAAGCCUUUAAGCCAAUGGAAAGACCUUAUCAACGAGUUCGUAAUGCCAAAAUUCAAGGAAUUACAAUUGCUCAAAACGGACCUAAUGUGUUGGCAAUUACUCGGGGAGGACUGGAGCAAAGAUUUCGGGACAUUAAUAUUCAAGGAAUUGGAAUUGCUCAGAACGGUGCUAAUUUCAUGAUAACCGGUCGAAGAAGACUAAGCAAGAAAGUUCCUAAUAUAAGUAUUCAAGGAAUUGGGAUCGCUCAACAAGGAGCUAACGUCCUAGCGAUUGUUGAAAAAUAACUCUGUAAAAAUGAUAUAGC